Molecule: messenger RNA, 2980 nt
Organism: Bemisia tabaci
Lineage: Eukaryota; Metazoa; Arthropoda; Insecta; Hemiptera; Aleyrodidae
Gene: sand
Product: potassium two pore domain channel sandman
Biological process (GO): potassium ion transmembrane transport; stabilization of membrane potential
Cellular component (GO): plasma membrane
Molecular function (GO): outward rectifier potassium channel activity; potassium ion leak channel activity
Source: RefSeq, a predicted model, not a curated record
ACCUGGGCGGCUCGGCCCAUGCAUUGCUGGCGGAUUUUUUCCAGUGCGUCCCUUCCAGCCGCCGGAGUAGCCGCAGCCGCGGCGAGUGGCGUCUUUUGGGCCGGCCCCGGCAGGAACGACGCAACGAGUGUUCCCGGCUUGUGUUCCCCGGCUCAGUGUGUCCUCCCUCGUGUCCCGUUUGUUGUGCGCCCCGGGUCCGGGUGUCCCACCGCCAAUCAGAGCCGUCGCCAUCGGCCCAGUGUGAGUGCUUAGUGGUGCGCGCUUUUCUUCGACUCCCCCGGUUAGCCAUGCCAUCCCGCCACGAGAGCCGUUGGUGCUAGUUUCGAUCAACUCUAAUUGCGGAGGCUUGGACGUCAUCAAAAUAACUUUUCCGUCAAAGAUAGAGCCUUGAUGUGAAGGGGAAUAACUAAGAUGAUAUAACGUGGAAAGGAAGAGAGCAGUUGAUGAGAACUUGUCUAAGUAGAGGGGCAUCGCGGGAAAAUUGCUUCAGUAAUGUUAAAGCUCAUUAAUGUCACAACAUGGAAAUUUUGCUGCAAUUUGAACUAAAGUCGGGUCCGGCCACGUUGUGGAAACAUUCCGGGAUCGCUGUGAGUCCGUUUCUCCUCCAAAAUCCGUGGAAAACUCCUAGCGGGAAGCACACUAUCGUAUUCUUCCUCAGCAAAUUCCUUCGUCCACUUUUCUGCAUGCGUAAAUCAACAAUUAAAGUGAAGCUGAAAAGGAGGCCAUGUUCCGGUUGCGCUAGCUUGAAAAGCCAGCAAGGCGCUGUUACCUGUGAUGCUGUGAGCCCCUCCGUCUGUGAUAUUAGCUCUAGUUUUAAAUUAUAUCUCGAUUCUUGGGAGUCGUGCCGUCACUGUCGGGAGUCACAAAGCGAGUGUCGGAAAUCACACGACAAACCUAGCGCGUCUCAUCGCGACUUAUACAAACCGGACGUUUCCCGUCGCAAGUCGCAUCGUGAGUGUUUCAAAUCCCACGGUAACUUUCGUGAGUCCAACGGCAAGUGUCAGAGAUCGCAAAAUCAACCUUGUGAGUCAUAUCGCGAUUUUUACGAGUCGGAUCGUGAGUGUUCCAAAUCGCAAGGUAACUUUCGUGGGUUGGACGUGGAUCGACUCGUGUCGGUUCACGAGUGUUACAACUCUAACGGAUCCUCGUGCGAGUCGCGCGAGAAGCGGCGAGACCCCGUUCGCAAGUGCUCCGAUUCUGCAACGGUCACAAACGGUCGUGAGUCUUGCGAAUCCUUCGGGCACUGUCGAGAACCCUUCUUCGAAUUUUCCGAGACUCGUCAAAAACCCGUCUGCAAGUCCUCUAGAAAAGGUAGAAAACCCUGCCGCGAGUUUUCUGAUAACUGUCAAGAAGCCGUCUGCAACUCCUCUGAAAACAGUCUAAAUUCCUUUCGCAAUCUAGCUGAGAACUGUCAAGAAGCCGUCUGCAAGUCCUCUGGAAACAGUCUAAAUUCCUUUCGCGAUCUUUCUGAGAACUGUCAAAAAUCCGUCUGCAAGUCCUCUAGAAAGGGUCGAAAUCCCUUCUGCAAGUUUUCCGAGAACUUUCAAGAAGCCGUCUGCAAGUUCUCUGGAAACAGUCGAAAAUCCUUCCGCGAGUUUUCUGAGAACUGUACAGAGUCCGUCUGCAAGUCCUUCGCGAACUGUCGAGUAGCCGUCUGCAAGCAUUGCAACUGCGGAAAGUGCGAGGUGCGUGCGGGUAGUGAAGGGCGGAGCGGGUCAUGGAGCCGGUGCGGUACUACGGGCCGCGUUACGGGCGGCGGCAGAAGUCCUGGAGCGAGAAGUGCGAGGAUUACCUGCGUCAGUUCGUGGCGUUCCUGUUCAGCAACAUAGGGAUCAUCUGCCUGGUGGUGGGCUACACGAUCGGGGGCGCGGUGAUGUUCCAGUACAUCGAGGGCCCGCUGUACAGCUCCCGGGUGCAGAACAUAGUGGAGUUCCGGAACCGGACGGCCGACGUCCUGUGGGAGCUCACCUGCUGCUCGGUGAACGUCUUCUCGGAGCAGGAAUGGCGGGAGCGCGUCAACGCCAGCCUCAUGGCCUACCAGCGCAAGAUCAUCGAGGAGGUCCAGAAGUUCGGCUACGAGGGCGAGGACUUCCACUCCAACCGUUGGUCCUUCGCCGGUGCUUUCCUCUACUCCCUCACCGUCAUCACGACCAUUGGUUAUGGUAACAACGUUCCACGCACAGUGUGGGGAAAGCUGGUGACGAUCCUGUACGCGAUCGGGGGUGUUCCUCUGUUCCUGCUGUAUUUGUCCAACAUCGGUGACCUGCUGGCGACGAGCUUCAAGUGGAUUUACGCCAAGUGCUGUCUCUGCAGAGGCUGUCCCUACAAGAAGAGAGCCUCGAGGAUGGCUCGCAGACACAACUCCAGGGGAUCCGGUCACUGGCAGGAUGAAAUAGGUGAAACAACAGAGGGAGAGGACAGCGAUGACGAAGAUAGUAUCUCCUUCAACGGCGACCCCCAGACGGUUACUGUACCUGUGUUUCUCUGUUUAAUCAUCAUGGUCGGGUACGUGGUGGGCGGGGCGACGCUGUUCUCCAAGUGGGAGGACUGGGACCUGCUGGACGGCUCGUACUUCUGCUUCAUCUCCCUCUCGACGAUCGGCUUCGGGGACAUCGUGCCCGGGGACAAGAUCACCGGCGGCGGGACCUCCGGAGACGGCUCCGGCGGAGGCGGCGGAGGCGGCCCCGAGGCCAUGAUCGAGCUCAGCUUCAUCUUCUGCUCCCUCUACCUCAUGCUCGGCAUGGCCCUCAUCGCCAUGUGCUUCAACCUCAUGCAGGAGGAGGUCGUCCACAAGAUCCGCACCUCCAUCCAAGUGCUCAAGCGGAUCACUCACUGCUCCAGAUAACUGAAACUCUGAGCCUUGAGCAGCCGGCAGAAGCGAUCAAUGGCGGGAGAAUUCUGUCAGUAUCGGAUUCCGGACUAUCGCCAUCAGACAAAUACGAACAGUGGUUCCUCCACCUCAUCCAGUGAAGAGACUUGC